This is a messenger RNA of Branchiostoma belcheri (Belcher's lancelet), 1948 nucleotides long. Its product is annotated as zinc finger protein 436-like. NCBI's taxonomy places the organism in Eukaryota, Metazoa, Chordata, Leptocardii, Amphioxiformes, Branchiostomatidae. Gene Ontology annotation, molecular function: RNA polymerase II cis-regulatory region sequence-specific DNA binding; DNA-binding transcription factor activity. The transcript is spliced from 2 exons. The record is from RefSeq and is a predicted model, not a curated record. Bases 160 to 915 code for a protein of 251 amino acids. Gene Ontology annotation, biological process: regulation of transcription by RNA polymerase II.
CUGUCUGAUUCUGUUAUUUCCGGCUCGGAAGACGCGAUAAUCGACGUUGUCCUUGAGAUAUCCAGUCCUGCAGUCUCUUCGUAUGAAGCGAUACAUUUCGCAGAUUGAGCAUCACAGAUAGCAGCUGAAGUCCAUUUAAAACAACACUCCACAAUCAACAUGGCGACCAGUUUCGCUAACACUGGCGAUAGACUAAUGGAGUCUAAUAGUUCAAAAACGGGAAACGAAACGAAAAAAAAGCAACAAAAAUGUGAGAUGUGCAAAAAGGAGUUCAGCAGACCUGAAGACCUGACCACACACAUACGGACUCAUCACACAUGUGACCAGUGUGGCAAAACGUUCUUUAGGCCCAGCUAUCUGAAGGAACACAUGCGGCUUCACACUGGUGAGAAACCGUACAAGUGUAAGACGUGUGACAAGAGCUUCACUUUUCUGAUUAGUCUAAAGGAACACACACGAACUCACACUGGCGAGAAACCGUGCAAAUGUGAAGAAUGCAGCAUGGAGUGCCGUCGGUUGGUUGAUCUGAAGAGGCACAUGCGGACUCACACUGGUGAGAAACCCUACAGGUGUGAGGAGUGUGGCAGCCAGUUUAGACAACUACAAGGUCUGAAGCAACACAUACACACUCACACUGGGGAGAAGCCGUACAGGUGUGAGAUCUGCGGUAGUCACCUCAGUCAGCUGGCUAAUCUGACGACCCAUAUGCGGACUCACACUGGAGAGAAACCGUUUAGAUGCGAAGAGUGCAGCAGACAGUUCAGUCGACUUGACCACUUGAAGACUCACAUGCGGACUCACACCGGUGAAAAACCUUACGAAUGUGAGGAGUGCGGCAAAGGGUUCUGUCGACCUGAUGUUCUAAAAAAGCACGUAUUAAGGACUCACACUGAUGAGAAAACCUUACAGAUGUGAGGAGUGUGGCAAACAGUUCUCAUAUUCAACUACACAAGAGGACUCACACUGGUGAGAAACCGUACAAGCACUUUAGUCAGCUGAGUAAUCUGGCGACCCAUAUGCGGACUCACACUUAAAACGAGGAAAAGUCUGAUCGAAACAUGUUUACGUAAACGUUAGGUCAAUUUUCUUAUCAUUUCAUUUUUAUCUAUUUACCCAGGGUCAGUAUAUCGCCAUGUUGGCGUUUUUCAAAGCUCCCUGCACAAAACACGCAUAAUACAGUAUAAUAAAAUGAAAUGUAUGAACUAACUUAAGUACACUCAUGUAGUCAUAGUAAUAAAACUAUUGAAACGUCACGUCAAAUUAAUGACUAAUCAAGCGUUAGGUCAAAUAAUCUAUGUAAUUGGUUAAAAUAUGUAAUCGAUAUUAACAGUGAUGCUUUCUGGUGAAAUGCUGGUGUUGGUUGUGCUUUAAUAUCUGCUUAAAGAUUUAAUUUCGUGAAGUGUUUUUAGGUUAUAAAAGUAUUUGAAGGGGAAUGGAGAAUGUACAGUAGAUGAAGGGAAACAUGUCUUUAAUUCUUUGCCUCAAUAAGUCGACGCGUUUGACACAACAAAAAAUAAUAUAUCAUUUGAUAUGAAAUGCUCUGUGUAUUCAGUAAUUUGUGAAGCUUCCUAAUUACUGACGUUUCCUAAUGAAGGCAUUUUUUUCGCACGCCCGAAUCCGCAGAAUAAUUAUUGUGAAUCAGUAUUGUGUUGUAAGCCCACGCGCAUUGUACUGUAUUGUUUUUUUUUCUAUGUACAUUAACAUGUACUUAAAAAUGUGCCUUUCAAGUCACCAUUUAAUAUAUAUAAUGUAUUAUCCUAGGAACUGUAGUGCUAUAUGUAUCAAAUAGGUGUCGAUUUUGCAUUGACGCUGCUUCUUCAUUGAUUACUCACAUCUCACGAAUCCAUAUAGACAUAAGAAGGGGAGUAGAUGUUAUCAUUGUUAUAUAAUGGAUAGGAUUGUGAUGUACGUACUUUAACCCUACCUAAAACCGGGCUUUUUUGACGAG